GAUUCAGAGAAUCGAUGAGCCUUUUGAAAACUGCUAGGAGAGGUCUGGCUCGUGCCUUGCCAACAGUAAGGAAUAUUACCACACUUGAAUCAACUUCGACUGGUUCGUGCCCGAAUCUACGUGAUGAGUUCAGGCUGCCAAGGAACUUUGAUUACCGAGUAUGGUUUCCUAUGCAUAUGUCGGUACAAAUGAAGAAAAUGGAGGGAAAGCUGAGGUCCGUGGAUCUAAUUGUUGAAGUCCAUGAUGCAAGAAUUCCCGUUAGUGGACGAAAUUCCACAUUUAUGAAGCAAUUCUGCUCGAUUCGUCCGCAUGUGUUGGUCAUGAAUAAAAUGGAUCUUAUCAAUCUGAAGAAGUACAGACAACCAAUAGAAGAUUAUUAUCGCCAUGAACAUGGUGUCACGAAUAUAAUUUGGACCGACUGCAAGAGAAGAUAUAGUCGUGCAUUAUCAGGCAUGCAAAAUAUGAUACUCGACAUUCUAACUCAUGAACCCCGGUUCAAUCGCAGUGUGAAGACUGAAUUUCAGAUUAUGGUAGUCGGAAUACCAAAUGUAGGAAAAUCGUCACUGAUCAACACUUGGCGUUCCAUUAACAUGGGAACCAAGCAGAGCGCUGUUAUUGAAGGCGCUAGACCUGGUGUAACAGUGCGCGUCCAAAAUCGAGUACGGGUAUUGGAUAAACCACCUAUGUAUGUGCUGGAUACACCGGGAGUUCUAUCGCCAUCUACAAGGAAUGUUAAUGAAGUGAUGAAGCUAGCUUUAUGUGACUUAAUCCUUGAAAGCGCAACAAACCCUAGAUAUGUAGCCGAUUAUCUGCUGUACUGGUUGAAUAGAAGUGGUGAUUAUUCUUACUUGAAACUUUUGGAAAUUCCUGGUAAUCCUACUGAUGAUAUUGACAAAUUACUUAUUAGAAUUUGUACAGAGAAGGACUUUCGAGUGCGAUGCUUGACGGGUUUGACCUAUGAAGAUCGCUGGGAUUUUGACCGAGCUAUCGCAUUGUUUAUAAAAUUGUUCCGCAAAGGUAUUAUCAAAGAUUGUUGCCUUGAUAGAGAUCUCCUUCGGCCUUAUAUGGAUUAGUUAAAUAGGUAUUCAGUUCUACGCUUUUAGACAAUUUAUAAGUGAAUGACUUGCCGAUAAAACUUGCCG
Messenger RNA from Cylicocyclus nassatus, 1142 nucleotides. The record is from the annotation of a GenBank genome assembly. Lineage: Eukaryota; Metazoa; Nematoda; Chromadorea; Rhabditida; Strongylidae.